Molecule: messenger RNA, 627 nt
Organism: Bipolaris sorokiniana ND90Pr
Lineage: Eukaryota; Fungi; Ascomycota; Dothideomycetes; Pleosporales; Pleosporaceae
Exons: 1
Coding region: 1-627 (208 amino acids)
Source: RefSeq, a predicted model, not a curated record
AUGAGAUACGGUACCAAUGCGACAACUAUCCAACUCACCUUAAUCGCUGCCUUGGAGGCGACGAUACACAACAUCGGCACUCAGGAUUCGAUCAACCUUCACAUUAUAGGUGCCGUUAGAAGUGAAUUUGCCUCUGUUCUUGCAUUUAAGGAGCUAUUGCAUCUUCUACUGUCGCUUACAGCACUUCAGUUAUCAUUUGUGGGUUUGAAUGUAGAAACCCAGACGCCAUCCACAAUUCAGUGCUGCACUGUGUGUACCAAGAUGGGACGGUCGAUUUCCAUUACCACCUGGAGAGGUCCGUAUCACGCAUACGUCGAUACCGAAUUCUACAAGACGCCAGAUCUAGCAGCAGCCUUCCACUCAGGAUUUUCGGUAGAUGAACAAGCGGACUGGUACCCAACCAUUAAGUAUCUUGCACAUGCUCCACAUCCAACACUCUUUGCUGCGGGUAGAUACUUUGAGAUUGAGGGAGAGAUGAGAGUUUGGAAGAGUCUGGGGGCGAAAUUUAUGAGGAACGCUAAAGCAAAUAAGUGGAAGGGGAUGUCUCCUUCGCUCUCAGUGUGUGGAGACAAGUCAAAUGAGGUCACUUAUAAAAAUCAUUGGUGGUAUAUUGUGAAACAAAGGUGA